Spirodela intermedia is the source of this 3863-nucleotide messenger RNA. The record is from the annotation of a GenBank genome assembly. NCBI's taxonomy places the organism in Eukaryota, Viridiplantae, Streptophyta, Magnoliopsida, Alismatales, Araceae.
AUGGCGUCCCACAUUGUUGGAUACCCUCGGAUGGGGCCCAAGAGAGAGCUCAAGUUUGCCUUGGAGUCUUUCUGGGAUGGGAAGAGUACCGCUGAGGAUCUGCAGAAAGUUGCUGCUGAUCUGAGGUCCUCCAUCUGGAAGCAGAUGUCUGAUGCUGGGAUCAAGUACAUCCCCAGCAACACCUUCUCAUUCUACGACCAGGUGCUUGACACCACGGCAAUGCUUGGGGCCGUUCCUGACAGAUAUGGCUACACUGGUGGAGAGAUUGGACAUGAAAUCUACUUUUCCAUGGCUAGGGGUAAUGCCACUCUGCCUGCUAUGGAGAUGACCAAGUGGUUCGACACUAACUAGUAAGUGAUUAAUAUGGUCAUAUCUUUCAAGUUUUUCUCUCGCUUGUCUCUUCUGAUUUAAGUUUCAGGCUUUCUCAUAAAAAUGUGAACAUUUGGAUUCCUUUUUUGUUUCUCCAGCCAUUUCAUCGUCCCUGAACUUGGGCCAAACACAAAGUUCUCCUACGGCUCCCACAAGGCUGUGUCUGAGUAUAAAGAUGCCAAGGCGGUAUGUGCCAAAACUAUUAAACCUGCCUGGAGAACCCUUUCGUGAUUUUCUCUAUGAUGAUUUCAUGUCCGUGGAAUUAAAUUUCUUUUGUUUCACAUAAAUAUUUUGAAGUAAAACAUAAAUGUUUAUGUUUUCUGUCAUCAUUAUUUGUUUGACUGCUUGAUAGCGUAAAUAAUUGAAAUUUACUGACCUGUAGAUCAUGUCUAUGUGCAUAAAGCCUCUAAAACUUGUGUUGAAGCCUCAACCUAUCUACCAUUUGACGUAGGAAGCUUUAUUGUUUGUGCACAUGAUUUUGAGUGAAAUAAACUGAUUGAGUCAUUCAAUGGGUUUCGAGAUGCCAUGUAGCUCUUUAUCAUUUUUAUUUUUGAUUUUUUUCAGCCUUUUACAUGUUAGCUACUAUUCCCACUUGAUCACAGUCCUCUAAAACUUUGUUUCAUGAUGUAGCUGGGGGUGGAUACUGUUCCAGUGCUCAUUGGACCUGUGACUUACCUAUUGCUCUCAAAACCAGCAAAAGGAGUUCAGAAAUCCUUCUCCCCUCUUUCUUUGCUGCCAAAUGUUCUCCCUGUCUACAAGUACGAUUCUCCUUUGCAGGAAUUUAUUUGUGGAGUUCAGAAGUCUUUGCAUCUUUUAAGUGAAUCGUUUCCAGCAUAUUACUGAUUAUUGGCCCUGUGCAGGGAAGUCAUUGCUGAGCUUAAGGAAGCAGGUGCCUCUUGGAUCCAGUUUGAUGAGCCGACACUCGUGUUGGAUCUGGAUGCCCAAAAAUUGGAAGCUUUCACCCUAGCUUAUGGAGAGUUAGAAUCUUCCUUCUCUGGCUUGAAUGUUCUUAUUGAGACCUACUUUGCUGAUGUUCCUGCUGCAGCAUACAAGUCAGUUGAUUCCUCCUUCUUGUUGGCCUUGUAGAAGCCUCAACAUGCUGUCCAUCUUGGUUUAAGCCAAUCUUCCCUCAUUUUGCUUUCUGACAGGACUCUGACGAGCUUGAGUGGUGUCUCUGGAUUUGGGUUUGAUCUUGUCCGUGGAGCCAAAACGCUGGACUUGAUUAAGAGCGACUUCCCUGCCAACAAAUACCUUUUCGCAGGAGUUGUUGACGGAAGGAACAUUUGGGCUAAUGAUCUCGCUGCUUCCCUCAGCAUUCUUGGAUCUCUUGAGGCCAUUGUAGGCAAAGGUGUGCAUAGAUACAAUUUCUUCCUUUCCAAGAGUUGCUUCCCAGAGAAAUUGGUGACCUGUGUUGACUCUGGAGCUUGUUUUGAACAGACAAGCUUGUUGUUUCUACCUCAUGUUCGCUCCUGCAUACUGCCGUGGACUUGAUUAAUGAGACUAAGUUGGACCAUGAAAUCAAGUCAUGGUUGGCUUUCGCUGCACAGAAGAUUGUGGAGGUCGAUGGUUUGGCCAAGGCAUUGGGUGGUCAAAAGAAUGAGGUACGCACAUACAUUCAUAUGUUUCAAGCCUCUUUCAGAGACCUUAAUGAAGAAUAGGGUUAUUCACUCUUAGUUUCCCGGCUUUAAUGUUCUACUUCUUGCAUGAUAAAGGCAUACUUCUCAGCCAAUGCUGCUGCCCAAGCUUCCAGGAGGACCUCCCCCAGGGUGACUAACGAGGAGGUUCAGAAAGCUGUGAGUCUUUGUGGAUCAUUCUCUGCUUUCUUACGUUGAUUCAGGAUGAAGUUUCUCUUUCUAAUGACAGAGUUUUCGGCCGCUCUGUUUACAGGCGGCUGGUCUAAAGGGAUCCGAUCACCGCAGGGCAACAAAUGUUAGUGCCAGAUUGGAUGCACAGCAGAAGAAGCUCAACCUCCCGAUCCUUCCCACUACCACCAUUGGUUCAUUCCCCCAGACAAUUGAGCUUCGACGGGUCCGUCGUGAGUACAAGGCAAACAAGUGAGCAAAUCUCAGCCAACGAAUUGUUCAUCUGCAUGGUGGCAGACGGAAUCUUCUGAACUGAUUACUCAUCUGUUCGGCUUUUACCGCGUUGAUUUCACAGGAUCUCCGAGGAAGAUUAUGUCAGGGCCAUCAGGGAGGAGAUCAGCAAGGUCGUUAAGCUGCAGGAGGAGCUCGAUAUAGACGUCCUUGUUCAUGGCGAACCCGAGGUGACCAUUCGUAACAUCCCCAUAGACUUGCAUAUCCAAACAAGGGAAGAAAGGAGAGAGAGAGAGAGAGAGAGAGAGAGAGAGAGAGAGAGAGAGAACCCCUUGAUUGAAUUGAAUUGAUGUAACCUGCAGAGGAACGACAUGGUGGAGUACUUUGGGGAGCAACUGUCAGGCUUCGCUUUCUCCGCCAACGGGUGGGUGCAGUCGUAUGGGUCACGGUGCGUGAAGCCGCCGAUCAUCUACGGUGAUGUGAGCCGCCCCAAGCCCAUGACGGUCUUCUGGUCCACCAUGGCCCAGAGCAUGACCCAGCGCCCCAUGAAGGGCAUGCUCACUGGCCCCGUCACCAUUCUCAACUGGUCCUUCGUCAGGAACGACCAACCCAGGUGAGAGAGACCCCAAACCCCGCUCAUCCUCACUACCAGCUCCAACCAGUCGAGGGUCUACUGAUUAGGUUAACCGACUGGUCCCUGUUUCCAGGUUCGAGACGUGCUACCAGAUUGCUCUCGCCAUCCAGAGGGAGGUUGAGGAUCUCGAAGCCAGUGGGAUCACUGUCCGUACCCUUCUCCUCGAGCUCUCUUUCUUCUUCUUCUUCUUCUUCUUCCACCUUCCUCAGAGGAGGUUCUGACCGUGGAUUCUCUAUCUGCAGGUCAUCCAAAUCGACGAAGCAGCUCUAAGGGAAGGCCUCCCUCUACGGAAAUCCGAGCAGGCCUUUUACCUCGACUGGGCCGUCCACUCCUUCCGCAUCACCAACUGCAGCGUCAAGGACACCACCCAGGUCACCCUUCUGGUUCCUCUUCUUCUUCUCCCUCUGAGAUAGAAUCUCAGUCAAUGCGGGGAGCUAACUGGGGCUGACCGACUGCAGAUCCACACCCACAUGUGCUACUCCAACUUCAACGACAUCAUCCACUCGAUCAUCGACAUGGACGCCGACGUGAUCACCAUCGAGAACUCACGCUCCGACGAGAAGCUGCUGUCGGUGUUCCGGGAGGGCGUCAAGUACGGGGCCGGCAUCGGCCCGGGGGUCUACGACAUCCACUCCCCGAGGAUCCCCUCCACGGAGGAGAUCGCCGACCGGGUGAAGAAGAUGCUGGCGGUGCUCGAGACCAACAUCCUCUGGGUCAACCCGGACUGCGGCCUCAAGACUCGCAAGUACCCCGAGGUCACUCCCGCCCUCACCGCCAUGGUUUCCGCAGCCAAGCUCCUCCGCGCCCAGCUCGCCUCCCCCAACUGA